UCACCAACUCGGUUAAUCAUUUGGGAUAUAAAUCAGUAUUCACUUGCCUGAGAAGAUCGGCUAGCUUACUCACUCGCUCUCCUUCUUUGUUCUUCCGUCAAUGGCUCCAAUUGGUUCUGCUUUUUGCGCAGCAAGUCCUUCAUUCUCCCUUCUCUCUUCUAACGUGAAGGGGUUAUCAAGAAACUACGCAAAUGCCAACUGCCCCAUUAGCAAGAUUUGUGUUGUUCACUGUUCUAGUGGGAGUAAGCUAGUGACGGAAUCAACAGCUUCGUCAACUUCUGAAAGAACCAGCUUUGGCUUUAAGAACUUGACCGAGACUUUUUGGGUUGAUGUACAGAGAGCAGAAGGGAGGCCACUAAAUGUGCAGCUAAAUGCACCCUUGAUUUUAGGGUCGCCGAAUCUCGAAAAGGUGGAGAAUGUAGCUAUUAGAAUUGAGCUCAGUAAUGGAUGUGUAGGGUGGGGAGAAGUUCCUGUGCUUCCUUCUGUUACUGCUGCAAACCAGACUGUUGCUGUUGCAAAGGCUAGGGAGGCAUGCCAAUUUCUGCUUUGUAGUUCGCCUAUGGUUUUGAAUUUGGCGCUUAAUGAGAUUGGUGGGAUUCUUCCAGGAACUGAAUUUGCUUCUGUUAGGGCCGGAGUUGAAAUGGCAUUGAUUGAUGCAGUUACUAAUAGUAUUGGUGUGCCACUAUGGAGAUUAUUUGGUGGUGUAUCAAAUAACUUAACCACUGCUAUCACACUUCCAACUGUUUUCCCUGCUGAAGCUUCUCACUUGGCUUCAAAGUAUUGCCAACUAGGAUUCAAGACCUUGAAGCUUAAAAUAGGGAAGAAUAUUAAAGAAGAAAUCAAACUUCUACAAUCAAUUCAGGCAGCUCAUCCCACUUGUUCAUUGAUUUUAGAUGCAAAUGAGGAAUACACUCGUAGAGAAGCUGUACAAGUCCUUCAAGAGUUACAUGAUUCAGGAAUAACACCUACUCUCUUGGAACAACCAGUUCAUAGAGAGGACUGGAAAGCUCUUGGAGAAGUUAGCAAAUUUGCAAGACAGAAGUAUGGGAUAUCCAUUGCUGUGGAUGAAAGUUGUCAGAGUUUAGAUGACGUUCAAAGAGUUAUUGAAGGCAACUUUGCAGAUGUGAUUAACAUCAAACUAGCGAAAUUUGGGGUAAUGGGAGCCCUUGAAAUUAUUGAAUUGGCACGAAAUUCAGGUGUUAAUCUGAUGAUUAGUAGCACAAUAGAGACCAGACUUGCCACAGGAUUUGCUGCUCAUCUGGCUGCUGGACUUGGCUGUUUCCAAUUUGUUGGUCUAGAUAUGCCAUUUCUGCUUUCAGAGGAUCCUGUGAUUUGUGGUUACGAAGCUUCUGGUCCUGUGUACAAGUUCUUAAAUGCAAGAGGUCAAGGAGGUUUCCUCAAAUGGGACUUUACAUCCUGAUGAUUAGAAGGAAUAGUUGAUUACGACUGAGCUGUGCAUGAAUAAUGAAGAUGACAAUAAUUCUUAUUAGGGCCUCAAUAAAUCUAAGGAUGGGGCCAAGAGAGCAGGUAGUGAUUGAAGUCUGAAGCAAAACAAGCUGCAUUCAUGAGAAUAUCUUCUUACUAUGAUGUGCUGCUGGUUGUUCUUGGCAUUAUGAAAUAUCUGUUUCACUUUUCUUUCUUCUUCUUCUUCGUCUUCUUUGAACUGAUGUGGUGUUUUGUGGUUCACCUUUGCCUGAUUUGAUAAAUGUUGGACCAUAGUUGCUGUCUGAUCCAACAUCUGUACAUAAUAUCUGAAUCAUGUGAUUUUUUUUUCUGCUUGGUAUGCCAGGUAAAACUAGGCUAUUUUAUCA
Manihot esculenta (cassava) is the source of this 1811-nucleotide messenger RNA. RefSeq names its product L-Ala-D/L-amino acid epimerase. The transcript is spliced from 7 exons. The coding region runs from base 101 to 1420 and encodes 439 amino acids. Lineage: Eukaryota; Viridiplantae; Streptophyta; Magnoliopsida; Malpighiales; Euphorbiaceae. Gene Ontology annotation, molecular function: racemase and epimerase activity, acting on amino acids and derivatives. The record is from RefSeq and is a predicted model, not a curated record.